AUGCCUACUGCUAUGUCAUCCGAGUCGCAUUCUACAAUGCCCUCUACCUUGCUUAUCACCAUAUCACUUCCGGAGCCUCGGAAUAUGAUUGGAAAUGAUGGUAUGAAAAUUAAGCAUAGUGAAAAAGACGACUCAAACGAAGAUGUCAAUAUGGCGAAGAAACCAAUGCGCGCUGUUAAAAGCUCUCAGCCAGAAGACAGAACAAUAGAUGUUCAAAAACGGAAGCGCCAUCAAACAGAUGAAUUAGCCCUGGACCUUGAUUUACUCAAAAAGCCGAAGCUUACGAACAGAAGUCUCGAUUUCGAAUCAGAAGUCCCAGAGGGCAUAAAGCGGAAGUUUGACCAAGAUGUCGACUCAACUGGAGAUCUUCAACCAGCAAAGAAGCCGAGGCUAACCAAAGAAAUGCUCCAGUGUCAACUAAAAGCAGCAAAGAACGAGCUUGAGUCGACAGAGGACCAACUUAAAUCCACCAACAACGAGCUACAAUUGAUAAAGCGCAAACUCGAAAACGCACAAGUGGAAAUAUUAAUCCUAGAAGAACAGCUAGGGAAAGCAGCGAUCAAAUUUAUGAGUUGGGACACGACCGUGGAAUACCAUUUUAUAGGCUUAGAUCACGCCAUUAUACAUUUUGGCCACGAACAUCUUGUCUCCCCAUUUGAAGCGAAAACACUACCAGAGAAUAUUGAGAAGAAAUUCGAAGAAGUGUCGAAAGAAGGCAUUCGUAUGGCAUUUCGUUUGCACCGAGAUCUUAGAGAACCCUUUCAAGCUAUGGGGGAGGACGAUGGGCUAGGGUUGGGGCUGGGAAGAUUUUAUUCGGGCGAAGUUGGUGGCAGCAGCGAGGAUCUUGACCGCUGGCGAUCAUAUACGGCUCAAAUACUUUACAACUGCCCGAUGAAUGCAGCAAAGAUCCAAGGACUUAAAGACGAACUACUGGAGUUGACUCAACCGUUCUUCAUCAAGCAAAAGGAAUGCGAGAUUGAAACCGAGAUCAAGCCAGCCAUUGAUGCGAUCUUCAAGGAAGCAAUUGAGAUGGCUCUGAUAAUGAACCGGAUGGAUAGGCAAUUCGAAUUCAUGAGAAAGGAUCUUUCGAUUCCUGACGACGUCCCACGAGUCUUUGAUAACCGAUGGAUGCGUGUAGAAGCUCAUGCUCUGGUUGAUGAUGAUGUCGUUGACCUCAUAAUCUCUCCAUGCUUAUUGAUGUAUAUCAGAAACCCCGUAUAUAAGACCGAGCGGGUGAAUAUUGUGCGGCGAGCGGCGGUCUGUUACAAGAAGGGAGUGUGGUCUAUGGACCCAGAAAAAUGCAGAGGGCAACAAUUUCGCAAGACUGACCUCUUCGAAAGCACUGUUUUCAAGAAAGCAAAGGAGGAAGCAAAUAACUCGCAGAAAUAA
Messenger RNA from Daldinia loculata, 1389 nucleotides. RefSeq lists its product as uncharacterized. The transcript has 3 exons. The coding region runs from base 1 to 1389 and encodes 462 amino acids. The record is from RefSeq and is a predicted model, not a curated record. Lineage: Eukaryota; Fungi; Ascomycota; Sordariomycetes; Xylariales; Hypoxylaceae.